AUGUAUCUCGUUUAUUUCCCCUUCUGGGGGAUAAUUUCCAUGUUGAAUACUCAUAAAAGUGAUGGAGUUUUUGCAGACAUGCCAUUCAGGUGUUUAAGAUGGAUAUGGGAGAUUUUAUAUGUUGUAAUACCUGCCAUUGAAUACUCCUACCCACAUGAGACAAGUGUGUAUCUCCCUGAUGAUGUAAUGAUAAAUAUACUUAGCAGACUACCCGCAGAAUCUUUGCUUGCUUGUCAGAAAGUGUGCAAACAGUGGAGAUCAUUGACAUCAUCCCCCUGUUUUAUCAGAUUGUUCUUGCAAAGGGUCACUCCUGUCAUUUUCAUGCGUGUCAAUUUCAUUCGUACAAGCCACGGAAUGUUAGCUGAUGGACAUGAAACCGCCUCUUUUCUUUUUGAUCAUACAACUAGUGGGACAUUGAAGAUUCAAAAGUUAAAACUCAAGGAAGAUCUAAUGCUUCCUGGGGAUAACUACCCACUCAUCCUAUCUUCUUGUGGCGGAUUCCUUCUAUUUGCUUCCCCAGGACGCUAUUACAUUGUGAAUCCUUUGACACAGGAACAUGCUGGCUUCUAUCGUCCUGAACCAGGUUAUCUUCGUGGCUUUUUUUACCAUUCUAGCAGAAAUGAGUUUAAAAUUCUUUAUGCACUAAGGGUAGGUAAUAACUAUCUACAUGAACAUUACAUUUACACUCUUGGAGCAAAUAAUUGGAGAAAGAUAAAGGCACCGCAUUUACCCUAUUCUCCUCCUCCGGGAAAGUCAGCCCCGGCGAUUUGUAAUGGUUCUUUGCACUGGAUUGUAUGUCAGACUUCGGAUUGGGAAAAUGAUCGACCUUGCUUGUGUAAUAUCCUUGUUUUUAAGAUGGACGCAGAAGAGUUUUUUCUGUUGCCCCGUCCUUGGGAAACAUCCUGGAAAAAGUUUGGUUAUCAAACAAUGAACCUCUUUGCACUAGGUGACAGUUUAGCCUUUUGCAAUUUGAACUGCACUUUGGGGAUGAUCGAGGUACAUAUCUUGGAGGAUUAUGCAAGCGGGUUCUGGGUUCUAAAAUGGACGCUUGAUCUUCGCCGGGCUGAACGACCAGCUGUCGUGGAUCACCCGAAACUAGUAAGUGUGAAACUGUUGCUCAUCCAUAAUGAAGAAUUGUGGUUGGAUUGCUACGAAAGAGGAGUAUAUGUGUAUCAUCUUGAAAGGAAUACAGUUAGAAGACUUGGAGGACCGCCCUGGAGUCUGUUUGCUGCAUUUGGUAGAGGUAUUGUCACACAUGAUUGCGUUCCUUAUGUUAGGAGCCAUUUGCGCCUCCCUGAGUCAAUGUUUACGCAGAAACUUCCUCUGUGA
Messenger RNA from Oldenlandia corymbosa var. corymbosa, 1329 nucleotides. Lineage: Eukaryota; Viridiplantae; Streptophyta; Magnoliopsida; Gentianales; Rubiaceae. The record is from the annotation of a GenBank genome assembly.